Messenger RNA from Cuscuta campestris, 1724 nucleotides. The record is from the annotation of a GenBank genome assembly. NCBI's taxonomy places the organism in Eukaryota, Viridiplantae, Streptophyta, Magnoliopsida, Solanales, Convolvulaceae.
UCUGGACCGGUCCAUCUGUGCAGGCCGAAAGUCUGUGGACGGGACUGGACUCGACCAAAGACAGAAUAGGGGGAUGGAGGCAGAAUAGAUUACCUAAAUCCGAUAGUUUGUUUUUGCAAAUCUCUCCAAUUCUCUGAAGACGGACAUGGUGAAAGUUUCUGGUGCAAAGCGAAAGUGUAUUUCCCCGACCCUUGAAAGCGGGCCUGAGACCCGGUAAUCGAUCUUGAUUUCCCUUUCCCGAUGAAAAGUUAUUUUUUUUAUUUCUCCCUUGGUUUCCGAUUUGACUUUUUUUGUGUAGAUCGUCUUCUCCCCUGCGUUCCGCUCUUGUGAAGUUAUCAUCUUGUUUCUAUUUCAUACCUAACAUUGAAAUUAUGUUUGAUUUUGCACAAAACACCUAUGUUCGAUGAUAGGGCUAGGGUUUUAUUUCAUCGAAAUUGAAAUUCCUUUUUGUUCAGAAUAAUACAUUCUCUGUACUAACACUUUAUUCAUACAUUGAAAAAUGAAUUCAUCCAUUUUUCAAUGUAUCAAGAAACUAUUAAUAGACGGUUGAUAUAGAAUCGAGGGAGUACUCCGUAUAUAAAUAUAGCCUUGUGUCCUUUUUUCUGUGACCAGCAAUUUAUCAGACGAAGAAGAAAAGGAGCUUCUGGAGGGGUUACUACAUCCCCAGACCAAAGUUACCGAUGAAGAUAAAAAAAUGUACAUGUCACGUCUACGUCCAGGUCUACAUCCUCCACCGGAUUGAUGUGGAGCCCCCUGUAUUGAAGAAGAAGCCUAAGCGUAAACGUGUUGUUCAAACAUACCUCGAAGACGAAAACGAGUUUGUUCUUGAUCCAAUUCUUGAUCGUGUGCCACUUGUUGAACCUGAGUACCUUGAAGACGAAAACGAGUAGACGUCUCUAAAUCAUUGGGUGUGUGAGUGUGUAAUGCUUAAGCUGAUGUUGUCUAAAUACGGAGAUGGAUCUUUGUUUUGGUGACCAGGAAAAAUGACCCAAACCCUUGGGAGAAGACGAGCGGGUUCACCCAAGAAGAACUACUACACAGGAACCAGCACUUGCAAUGGGCAUUGGCUGCCCUUGCUCGCUACAACAGGAGACAUUCUACUAGUUAUAAGCUUGUGGAUGUCAUCAACUGCAACGGGUUUCUUCUUCCUCGGUACAAGAUAUGGAUUCAUUGUGCUUUUGAAGCUGCAAGCGAAACCUCUUCUGUUCCAGAGCUCUUUUUUGCUGAAUUUUACAUUAACGGGAUUCAGAAGUAUCACUUUCAGAGUGUUACUCGUAUUACCCAUCGCAUCAAGACUACAUGCGAUGACUGCGAAUAUUGCAAAGGGAAGGGCAUUCCUCAUGCGGUCAACAAAUUCACCCAAGGGCAGAAGUACUAUGACGGGCCUACUUUGCGCCAAAGGUGGCUUACUUAAAAAGUUAUGUUGCUCUGGUCUCAUUCAUGUCUGGGGAAGCAAUGUCGUGUCGUGUUAAUUAUUACUUGUGCCUUUUUUCUUUUUGCAUCUCCGUUGGUGAAGGUAUGUAUUACUGUGUGCAAGCAUGUAUUGACUUUGAAUGCCCAUGGGUUUAACCAGUAUUUUUCCUAUUGGAGUAUUUCAAAAUUUCAAUUGUCAGAACACCUUAUCUAUCACUUUCAUCCGUCUUCUCGUACAUUAUGUUUGGUUUAAAGAAUUUGAAAGGAAAAAGAAAUGAAAAUGAGAGAGAAACUAAAUUUUCAUGUUCGGU